UGGGGAAAGAAGGGAAGAGGCACUGUGUUCCAGAGCACGUUCCAGAGCACGAGAGUGCAUGCGGGUGGGGGAGGGAGGCUGCCAGGAGCAGGUAAGGUGGGCAGGAUGAGACUUUGGGGAAAGAGAUUGGCAGGGAAGGGGCGAAUGCCAAGGGAGCACAGGAGGCGAGAUAGAGCUGGGGGUAGGGCGGUGCCAGGUGUGGGCAGCACCAGGGACAGGUAGCUUGGGCAGGGCCUGGGGGGCAGUGCCUGGGUGGGUUGCACCAGGGAAGGGGCAGGGCCACUGCCCGAUGACCUCAUGGCAGAUCCCCAGAAGGGCGGAGCCAAGCAGUGAAGAUUUUGGGUCUGGCAGCCCGUGGGAGGUGGCCACUGCGAGGACUGGCUGUGCUCACUGCCCCGGGCCCGGCCCCGGCCCCAACCGAGAAAGAGAAGGAGAAUGGAGGAGGAGGGAGGUGAGGCCCGCGCCUGCCCCCAGGCUGGGACCCAGGCGGGGACAGAGUGUGCCAAAGCCCCGGGGCGCCCCGUAGACGGGCGGGGCGCACACUGGACUCUGAGCCACCAGAUCAAGGUCACGGCCAGGGGCGGAGCCGAGUAGGGAGGCGGGGAGAAGGGCGGGAAGAGCUACCGCUCCGCAUCUUCAUAGGUCCUUGCAGGCUUGGGGGACGAGGCCUGGCCUAGGAGGCGGGAAAGCACCGGUCUUUCGUUCUUAUAGGCCCUAGUAUAGCUGGGGGUGCGGUUAAAGGCGGGACCAGCGUCCGUCCUUCGCCCUGAAGGACCUGAAAGGAGGGCCAGGGUCUAGGUGCAGGGGGAAUCCCAUCUUCCUCCCGCGGAGGCUCAGGUUUUCCAGGUCUUCGGCUCCAAUGGCUCGGGGACACAUAGCUAGGUUCACGGACUGAACUGGGAACUGUGCUUGGAGAGAGGCGGGAUGUUGAAGGGGCAGGGGCGGAACUCGCAUCCAGAGAGCCACGUGCCGAAUCAGGCCCCGCCCCUUUGCGAAAUGAGCAUGCUCAGAACAGGGUCGGGAGAAGGCCGACGGACUGAGGCGAGAGGGGGUGGGGCGGGAAACGGCGAAGGGGAGGAGCGGAAGCGGAAGUGGAAGUACGUUAUGGACGUCCGCCUUCAACUUGCGUGCUACACUUCUGCGCACGUGUGGCCCUCGGUUUUCCGCCGGUCUCGCGCCGGCUUCUCUCUCGCCGUGGUUCGGACUCUGUCGCUUCCCGCUACCCACCAUGGCUGGCAUCCUGUUUGAGGACAUCUUCGACGUGAAGGACAUCGAUCCUGAGGGCAAGAAAUUCGACCGAGUGUCCCGACUGCACUGUGAGAGUGAAUCCUUCAAGAUGGACCUCAUCUUAGAUGUUAACAUCCAGAUAUAUCCCGUGGACUUGGGUGACAAGUUCCGGCUGGUGAUAGCGAGCACCUUGUAUGAAGAUGGGACCCUGGACGAUGGGGAAUAUAACCCCACGGACGACCGGCCCUCCAGCUCUGCCUAUGUGUCUUAUGGGGGCCUGCUCAUGAGACUCCAAGGGGACGCCAACAACUUGCAUGGCUUUGAAGUGGACUCCAGAGUGUACCUCCUGAUGAAGAAGCUGGCCUUCUGAGCUGCCUGGGGAGGUUUUGCUGCAUCCCUGCUUCCUGGCUGGCAUGACCUGGGCAUUAUCUCCAGCGUGAAGAGGGAUCAGUGAGGCACAGCCCCAUUCUCUGGGCUCGUUCUUCCUUCACCCGAUGGACUUGGGGCCACCCUUGGUUGGUCCAAAUUAAGUGAAAAACUGUCUCUGGGCUCCUGCUUGGGCUCUCCAUGGGAAGUGCUCAAGCUGAGCUGCAGAUAUUUUGUGUUCAAUUAAAUUCUGCUGUUUUGUA
Molecule: messenger RNA, 1856 nt
Organism: Gracilinanus agilis (Agile Gracile Mouse Opossum)
Lineage: Eukaryota; Metazoa; Chordata; Mammalia; Didelphimorphia; Didelphidae
Product: DNA-directed RNA polymerases I, II, and III subunit RPABC3
Exons: 4
Coding region: 1229-1597 (122 amino acids)
Biological process (GO): DNA-templated transcription
Cellular component (GO): RNA polymerase II, core complex; RNA polymerase III complex; RNA polymerase I complex
Molecular function (GO): DNA-directed RNA polymerase activity
Source: RefSeq, a predicted model, not a curated record